AAAUUGGCAUUGGAGCAAGAUGGCGAUCCGUGCGAGCCGUCGACUCCCAGAGUGAAGUCGUCGAUGGGUGUGUUUUCGCCCAAACCGGACGCUAAAAACCAUAUCGACACGGUGCACCGCCUCUGACACCAUGGACGGAGACGCGGGAGCGAAGGAUGCCGACGUCAGGGCCGAGAACGAGUCCCUCAAGCUCGAAAUCGAGCGUCUCCACCGAGAGCUCGCCCAGACGAGCCACGAAAAGAUCCAGUCGGCCCAGUACGGGCUCGUCCUGCUCGACGAAAAACAGGCCCUCCAACAGAGAUGCGACGACUUGGAAGCGAUCUGCGACACCACGAAACACGAGCUGGACAUAGUUAAAGAGGCCUUGGCCAAGGUGCAGACGAGCCAGAAGGUCACCACGACCACUGGCAUCGAGCAGGAGGAAAGCCUUCUCCAGGAGACUGCAACCAAAGAGGCGUCGCUCACCUCUUCUCUUCAAGAGCUCGAAAAAGAGCUGAAGCAGGUUCGUCAGGAGCUCAGUCGGGUGCUGGCGGAGAGGGAACGUCUUCAGAACGAGAACUUUGAGAUCUCGAAGCACGGGGAUGUGUCGGACUGGGAACGCAAGAACCUGCGCUCUGAGCUCAAGGACAUGAAGCUCAGGGAGCAGAGGCUCCUCACGGACAACAACGAGCUCGAGGAAGAGAACAUCUCGCUGCAGAAGCAGGUGUCCUCGUUGCGCUCGUCUCAGGUGGAGUUUGAGGGAGCGAAGCACGAGGUCCGGCACCUGAAAGAGGAAGUGGAGUCGCUGAAUGCCCAGCUGGAAGAGCUGGGGUCGCUGAGGCGCAUCGGAGAGCAGCAGCUCGAGGAAGCGCUGGAGGCGCUCCAGUCGGAGCGCGAACAGAAGUAUGCGCUCCGCCGCGAGUUGGACCAGCGGCUCACCGCGGAGUCGCCCGUGUUCCACCUCGACGGACUCUCCUUCGCCGGUUUCCGCCUCGGAAAUUCAAACCAGGACGAAAGCAACCGCGGUGAAGACGAGGACGGAGAGUCGGGGGCCCCUGUCCUGAAGCAGAUUGAGGCUGACUUCAUCAACCAGCCCAUGGCAGAAAAGGUGGAAGGAUCGACUACCUGCAGACCCUCCACGGUGGGCGACCUACUAAGCGAGCUCAACCUCACCGAAAUCAGGAAGCUGGAGAAACAGGUGGAGCAGCUGGAGUCCGAGAAGGGCCACCUUUCGGGCUGCCUGGAAGAUGCCCAGCUGGAGUUGGAGAAGUUCCGUGCCGAACCCGGCAGCGACCAGCGCCUGGCCGUGGCUCGCCUGCUCGGCCCGAUCCGGGCCCUCAUCGCGCUCCACGGGGACGACGUCGGUGCGGAGUGCAACGAGAAUGACACGAACGACGCGACGAAGCUGAAGAAGCUGCUGGAGAAGCACGAGCAGCGCUACCGCAAGGCCAUUCAGCAGAUUGCAACGCUCCAGGCAGAGUUGGACGGACUCGGCGACUCUGGCGCCGGUGGGGACUCUGACAGUGUCCUGAGCAGCAAGCUUCGCGAUGAGAUCGCCAACCUCAAGAACAAGGUGCACGACUACGAGCAGCUGAUUUCGGACAUCAAGGACGACCUGAACAUUGUGAGCAACGCCACUGACAUGACUCAGACAAGGCUGGGCUCAACUCAGGAAGAGCUCCUGGCGGUAUCAGAUGACCUGGCCCAGCUGUACCACCACGUGUGCACCGUCAACGGUGAGACACCCAGCAGGGUGGUCCUGGACCAUGCCAAGGGGUCGCGCAUCGAGGAUGGCGAGACCAUGGCAUCCACGGAGGACGUUCCAUCAACGGAGAAGACGCCUGCGACGGAUGGCCUGCCCAUUGAACGUCUACGCACGGAGCUCUUCCGUGCGGCCCUGCUCCGCGAGAACCUCCUCGACCCCUCGCAGUGCGUCACUCUGGGCGAAACGCUCAGAGACCAGGUCCGCCACCUCCGCGUCGCCGUGGAAACGACCAUGGAGAUGGGCCGCAACCGCGUGCCCACCAUUGGCGACGGCGCAGGCUCCAUCGAGGAGGAGGAACUCCAGGAACAGGUCAUCAAGCUGAAGUCUCUCCUGUCCACCAAACGAGAGCAGAUUGCAACGCUCCGUGCCGUCCUCAAGGCCAACAAGCGGACCGCCGAGGUCGCCCUGACCAACCUCAAGUCCAAGUACGAGACAGAGAAGGCCGUGGUCAGCGAGACGCUGUCCAAGCAGCGCCACGAGCUCAAGAGUCUCAAGGAGGACGCGGCGACGUUCGCGUCGCUGCGCGCCAUGUUUGCGGCGCGUUGCGAGGAGUAUGUGGCGCAACUGGACGACCUUCAGCGGCAGCUGGCGGCAGUGGAGGACGAGCGGAAGACGUUGAACUCGCUCCUGCGGAUGGCGAUCCACCAGAAGCUGGCGCUGACCCAGCGUUUGGAGGACAUGGAGAUGGACCGGGAGCGGUCGCAUCUCAGGAGGCACACGGGCACGCCGCGAAGGGGCCCCGCCCAGCAGGGCGCCUCGACGAAUCAGCAGCAGCAGCGCGGGAGUCCCCACCACACCUCGCUGCCUUUCUUCGGCUAUGGGAGUCACCAGCGAAGAGACUACUGAGGCGAGGGGUGCCCUGUUGUUUGCCGGGAUGGGGGGGGGGUCCCCCCCGAGCGUUGGGCGGUGGCCAAUCGAAUCCCGAAGGCCUCUGGCGUUUUUCUGGAAGAAAGCAACUGGAAAGGAGACUCGAAGCAGAAGAUGACUUGCUCUUUUUGAGGUGGGAUGCUGUUUCACUUGUUUCCGAGGUGGUGUGUGUCCUUCUGGACAAGCCGUUGGAGGGAAGUCUCCAAACAGAAGACAAGUUUGUGAACGAAUUGCGGCUUCAAGUCUUCGACAAUGACCAACGACGAACCGCUCUAGAAGUCUGUGGCGGGGGUGCACUUCAAGUCUCUCAUGAACCUGGAAGACGGGACACAAAGCUAAGGAUGACGGGCCGUCUCCAGUAUCGGGAUGAUACCUUUUGCAGUCUGAACCGGGUUAUUUGCACGGUUACCUGUCCUGCAGAAGAACAGUAUUUGCAGCUUUAGGAGCCAUAUGCUUUUUUCAUAUCCUUAAGAUAUGUACACAGCAACAAAGAAGUGGCAAAAGAAAGGAACUUUUUGAGGAUUCCGCUGUAGGAAACCUCCUCUUGGUGGAACGCUGGCUCCCGCAUGGAAUUCAUGGUUGUUAGCAGGGGACUGCUACCGCCAAAGGUUGACUGCUCUCUGCUCUCGUGACAAGGAGGAUCAUUGUGCGGUGUGUCUCUCGAAGACUUGGCCACCAGGAGGAUUACUAGAGUGUGAUGGUCAAGCAUCUACAAAGUCUGUCCUUCCAGAUCCUUCCAGGACAAACCCUCUGAAUAGUUUGUUCUUCAAAUGUGCAGUGCAUGACAAUUUUUCCAGUAUGGUCUGUGGUUAGUAGUUACAAGGUCAAGUUUGGUGCCACUCAGAACGAUGCCGGUUCCUCGAGUAUAGCGUUGGUCCGAACAAUCCGUUGGGGCUCUGGACGCUUCUUAUUCGAGGGCGGUAUGCGACGCCUAGAAAGGAGUCUUGGUAGGUCACGAAUAUUUGGUGCCAGGUUUGGUUGAAACCUUAGGGGACAUGUUUUUCUAUUUCCUGCGCCACGGUUGAAAAACCUGGAGGGUUUGUACGGUUCGGUUUUACAUCGUUCUGCUCGGGAAGCUUCGGCAGAAGUGCUGAUAGUGGAAUGAAUUGUCCGGCCUAGGUGCAAGAUGGUGUUUUUGAGUAUGAGGAGCAUUCCAGUCGAAAUCAUUUUACUGCAAAGUUGUUAUGCAUGAUUAGAUUACGUAAUCGUCUAACUGCGUUUUUGCGCCUUCCCUUUUUUUUUUACACUUUGUUGCUUUUACAGCGACGGUCUUCGGUUGGAGAAGGACUUUAUAUUUUCGAGAUUGGAGAGCUGAGACUGACCGACGCUUUCGGUGAUGGCAUACGUCUUAUUUCGUCAAGCGGUUUGGCUUCUGCACGUGCAUGGCACCUCGACAAGAGGCGGUUUUAGUGAAAUCUCCAAAGAGACCUAACACUAACCUAGCUAGCCUUGUUUAUUGACGGACGCAACUUAUACCAGUCGCUGCGUUGCGGGUUUGGGCAGUCGUGUAUCCACCACUGUUUCGUGAUUGCCCAUUAUGUAAACCUUUAGAGACCUGUGUUGAGAGUUAGUGGCAGCCUCUCUGUGUAGCCGUGGUGGUCGUAAUUAGCCUCGAUACAACUCUGGUCGGUCGAAGCGGCUUCUCGACGACCCCUGUGGGGGGGGAGGGAGAUUGCGGAGUACGGUUUUUUCUGUUCAGUUGCUGGCAACUUUGUGUCCUUUAAGAUGUUUGAAGCCGCCGGGUGGUUUCUAGAAUGACCGAUCGAAAGUUGUGCGAAGUUCACCCCUAACCCGACAGUGCAGAGGAAGCUAUGUUCUCGUUAUAUCAGUCAUACAUCUCCUUUUCAUUGCGUGAUCACACACUGUGCACAUGCUUGUAAGCGCAAGAGGUGAUGAAAGGAAGGCAAUGGAUUGAUUCCCACCGCGCCGUCUGUUUAGGGGUGAACGAAGCGUAGACAUUUCAGUUGGAUGGGUGCAGUCGUGCACCAAAGCCUCCAUACCUCUGAAACACUCUGUGGUCCUGUAAAAAUGCCUCGUUCGUCCUCUGUGUCUCUUAGACGUUUUUUCACCACCUUGCGCGAGUUUAAUCUGUGGAUAGUACGCUUUUGGGAGACAUGCCUGUCCCCCUCUUUUUCCUUGUACCACAACUUACUUUGCCCUAGCGUAAUUGAGCGAAGUGUGGUGGGAUCAGUCAAGCCAAACCCCUGAGAAGUGUAGUGAGUGCGAUGUGUAUUGAAAAAGUGCCUAACCACAAAUUGUGCCUUCCUGCCCCCCCCCCCCCCCCCCCCCCCACCCACUUCCUUUCCCUCAAAGUCCCAUGUGUCUGCCCUUCUUGCAAAUACACCGUGAAUAUGUAAUCGCUGUUUUGCAACGAUUCCAUUUUCCUUGUUUUCAAAACGGUUGCAUUGUUUGAAGACGCAUGCGUGUCCCAUAUAGGAUUAAUCGGAACCAUACUUGUUCCUUUUCGCUAAAAGAACUUCCAGAGCCGAAGUAGACAGCAUUGACGCACUCCACCGUCUUUGUGCCACCUUACCUCUCUUUGCAUUUCGGAAUUCGACGACUGGUGAACCCCAAGCGGCUCAAUUUUCCCGAGCACACACCAUCGGUCCUUGCUCAACGUUAGCGGAGACUGAUCUCUUUGAAGCACGCUUACGGCACUUUUGGGUCAGUGGCAGCAUACCAAAAAGAUGUUUCGCGACAGAGAAGUGCCACGAAGUAAACGAGCGCCUCCAAUAGGAAUUCGGAAUUGUUUCGUGUAAACCAUUCUCAAAAGUGAAAUCUGCUCAAGCUACGAUCUAUGCUGUUUCCCAAUUAGUUGUGCUGGCGAUUUUUCAGACUGUUUGUCGCACGCUUUUUAUUUAUUUUUUAGUGUCACGCUUCGUCUCAUCUAUACUCAAGUUUCCGAAAAGGCUGACCUGUGAAAUGUCCAGUAGGACUGAAUUGUUUUUUUUUGUUUUUUUUCUGUUCUUGUUUGCGAGGGAACAAAAUAGCCCUUUUUGUAUGAGCACCAAGGGACAAGAAAUGAUCCACUUAAUAAUAGUAAUUAUUAUUAUUAUUAUUAUUAUUAUUAUUAUUAGACGCACAAGGAGAAAAGUUUCAGAAGGCUCGGAAGCAAGGCACGCGCACAAUUCAAAAUCCGACAAAUCAUGUGACCUAUCGGACGCAUGUGUGUCUGUGUCUUGCAUUGGUGGCAAGUCGUUGAAUUUGACGUGCUUGCUUGUGGCCAUCUAGAAAGUUGAUGUCUGACGUAAAGACGUCACGUCGUCAGCCUUUGAACUGUGUAAGAAAACUUUCAGGACAACUCUCAGAGAUGCAGUAUGCAGAUUCAGGAUCGUUGCAUAGAGAGGCAUUCAAAUAAAUGCUGCAGUUCACAAAGAAAAAAAAAAGAAAAUUGCCAGCAUUUUGCGUUUAUAGAUUGAUUCCACCAGAAGGACGUGGGACGACGGUUGGUUUGGUCCUUGUUGCUUUUUUCAACGGCUCGUUCUUAUUUAGGAAUGGCUGAGAAGCGCCCUUUGCCGUCCACCGCGGUUGCAAUUGGGCCCCCGUGAAAAAGAAAAACGUCCAAAGAAAAAAAAAAUGUACAUGGUUUGCUUGUGUGGUUUCUUGUCUCGAAAACUUUCUGAACUGGAGGGCCCCUACUUUGGAGUGGUGUAUUUAUUUAUAUUUUAUGCAGAAUAAAAUUCUAUGAGGUGCUUGUUGUGAGGUGAA
Molecule: messenger RNA, 6319 nt
Organism: Ixodes scapularis (black-legged tick)
Lineage: Eukaryota; Metazoa; Arthropoda; Arachnida; Ixodida; Ixodidae
Gene: BicD
Product: protein bicaudal D
Exons: 11
Coding region: 131-2590 (819 amino acids)
Biological process (GO): protein localization to organelle; regulation of microtubule cytoskeleton organization; microtubule anchoring at microtubule organizing center
Cellular component (GO): cytosol; Golgi apparatus
Molecular function (GO): cytoskeletal adaptor activity; dynactin binding; dynein complex binding
Source: RefSeq, a predicted model, not a curated record